GCCUAAGAUAGUAAAAGUUAACUUUUGAUAAGUCAUCAGUGGGUGCCAGCUGCCUAUUGUCCAGAGUCGGGUGGUUUUUUUUUUCUUGGGAGAACCUUGAGCACACGCAAGACCCCGCCUUAGUGCUUUUGACCUUGCCUUGUCUACCCUGCUACCUAACUCGACCCUCCUAGACCUAUUACCUCCACUACUUACUUUCCCAUACACUGCCUACCAACCUACCAUACCAUAUCCCAUCCCACCAUUAUCUCUUGACUCUCUAGCACCAAACUUGAUUCAACACUCAUUUCGCGCGACGCCGAAGUGCCUUUUUCUCUCUCUCCCACACAACCACUACUACAUCAUUUCCCCCAAAAAGAAACUACCCGCGGCUCCUACCGUAUUCGUCUAUAUCCACAUACAUACCCAUUUUCUUUCUCGCGGCGAUUGAAAAAUUUGACGAUCAGCAAAGCAACCCACGAUAUUGCCCCUCCUUCAGUACUCCUUCAGUACAUGACCAUCCGACCAAUUUGUGAACCCUACGCGCUGCGAUAAAUCUAAACUCUCUUAGCCAUGGGUCAGACCCUUUCCGAGCCUGUCGUGGACAAGGCUUCCGACAAGGGCGAAGAUGACCGACUGUUGUACGGCGUGUCGGCUAUGCAGGGAUGGCGUAUCAGCAUGGAAGAUGCUCACUGUACCGUACUCGACCUCCUGACUCCCCAGUCGGACGAAGAGAAGAAGGUUCAUCCUUCGCGGUUAUCUUUCUUCGGUGUCUUUGAUGGGCACGGUGGAGACAAGGUCGCCCAGUUUGCGGGCAAGAAUAUAUACGAUAUUCUCAAGAAGCAAGACACAUUCAAGGCUGGCAAUUACGAGCAGUCCCUAAAGGACACCUUCCUCGCGACUGAUCGAGCAAUACUGAGCGAUCCUCAAUAUGAGGAAGAAGUAUCUGGUUGUACCGCAUGCUGUGGUUUGAUUACUAGCGAGAAGAUCUUUAUUGCGAACGCUGGCGAUUCCCGAAGUGUCUUAGGAGUGAAGGGCAGAGCUAAGCCACUUUCCUUUGACCACAAGCCGCAGAAUGAAGGCGAGAAGGCGCGAAUUACUGCCGCCGGUGGUUUUGUGGACUUCGGUCGUGUCAACGGCAACCUUGCUCUUUCCCGAGCCAUCGGAGAUUUCGAAUUCAAGAAGAGCGCCGAGCUUGCGCCCGAGCAACAGAUUGUAACCGCAUUCCCAGACGUAGUUGCGCAUGACAUUAGCGACGAUGACGAGUUCUUAGUCAUCGCAUGUGACGGUAUUUGGGAUUGUCAAUCUUCUCAAGCGGUCGUUGAGUUCGUCCGUAGAGGGAUUGCGGAGAAGCAGGAACUGGACAAGAUUUGCGAGAACAUGAUGGACAACUGCCUGGCAUCUAAUUCUGAGACUGGCGGAGUUGGCUGUGACAACAUGACCAUGGUUAUCGUGGGCUUCUUAAGAGGCAGAAGUAAGGAGGAAUGGUACGAACAGGUUGCCAGUCGUGUGGCUAAAGGCGACGGCCCUUGUGCCCCUCCCGAAUACGCUGAAUUCCGGGGACCUGGUGUGCAUCAUAAUUUCGACGAUAGUGACAGCGGAUAUGACGUUGACAUGGAGAACAAGACGAAAGCUUUUGGACUUGGUGGGUACAAGGGUCGUAUCAUCUUUCUUGGUGACGGUACUGAGGUCCUUACCGAUUCGGACGACACCGAGAUGUUUGACAAUUCCGAAGAAGACAAGGACUUGGCGAGCCAAGUGUCUAAGAGCUCGUCUGGUGAGGAUGGUGCUGAGCUGAGCCGACUACCACCCAGAGCUCCCUCGCCUCCCCCGCGAACGCCUAAGAAACAGGAAGACAAGACUCAGACGCAGAAUAGCGAAUCAACACCCAACACCACUACAUCUACCACAUCGGAGAAUCUCGCGCAGGCUUCCAAGGAGGAACCCAAAGAGGCAAAACCAGAAGUAGCUGCUGCAUCUAAGGAUUGAUUAGCGUACAACUUUAUUAGGCAGGAUACUUUCAGAGCCGCAUCAUUGGGCAUUUUUACUCCGUUCACCUGCUGAUUGUUAGGAUUCACCUUUACCCCCACCACGUCCUCUAAAUGAUUAAGGUCGUGUACGACAGAGCAACGAAGAGUUUGGUUUACUUUGGCACAUGAGGGGAUUACUGGAAGGGCAAAGGGGAGAGGGUGAGUGGUAGUGGGAUAUUCUCCCUAAUAGGGAGAUCGUCAUGGCAGAGACAUUGAGACACGCGAUACGACCAUUGGAGCCACCCCAUGUUUGCAACUUUUGUGGCGAAGGAUUUGGAAGGACCUUCUUGACGGAUUUGCACGGUGGCUCUUCCAAAACCCUCUAUAGCUGGAGAGUGUUCCGUAUGCUGUAUGAACCCCACGAGAGCUUACACAUGCAUUGUUUUGAUCUUUCUCUUUAAGAGUGCAGAAGUAGCAAGUUGACGAAAAUGCAUUAAUGCCAACCA
Molecule: messenger RNA, 2455 nt
Organism: Annulohypoxylon truncatum
Lineage: Eukaryota; Fungi; Ascomycota; Sordariomycetes; Xylariales; Hypoxylaceae
Product: PP2C-domain-containing protein
Exons: 7
Coding region: 553-1968 (471 amino acids)
Biological process (GO): protein dephosphorylation
Molecular function (GO): protein serine/threonine phosphatase activity; cation binding
Source: RefSeq, a predicted model, not a curated record